UUUUUAUUUUUUUUUAUGCUCAACUGAUUUUUUCCUUUUGAUAUUUUUAUUCUUGUUUUUUCUUUCCCUCAGUACGCUCGAAGCCAAUAUUGAAGUCGAAAAUGGUGAAAUCGAUGGAGACAAUUAUGUUAAUCUUCAUCUUCAUCUUCAUCAACUUAUUAGUGUCCACAUGCAAAGGGAUUGAUGAUGAUGAGGCUAAUCUUCUUUUACCCCUAAAGUCUUCUUCAUUAAACGAUCAACUCGCAAACUGGAAUUCAUCCCUCUCACACUGCAAAUGGGAUGGAAUCAAAUGUUCACACUCUUCCCGCGUUUCCAAAAUCCAACUCCCCGGAAAAAACUUAUCCGAAAAUAUCCCUGAAUCCAUUUUCCGACUACCUUAUAUCCAAUCCAUCGAUUUAUCAAACAACCAGUUUUCGGGCCAAAUCCCAACAACUCUUUUGUCUUGUUUUAAUCUCAACUACCUCAAUUUAAGCAGUAACAACCUAACCGGGCCCAUCCCAAGUGGCCUCUACCUUCCUUCUCUUCAUACCCUCGAUUUAUCAAACAAUAUGCUCUCGGGUCGAAUUCCAGAGGAUAUCGGGCUUUUUUCGGGCCUCAGGAUUCUUGAUUUUGGAGGGAACGCAUUAUCCGGUGGAAUUCCGGGCUCGAUUGUGAACUUGACGAAGCUGGAAUUUUUCACCCUGGCUUCAAAUCAGUUGACAGGUGAGAUUUUAGGGGAAUUAGGCCAGAUGAAGAGAUUGAAAUGGAUUUAUUUGGGCUAUAAUAAUUUUUCGGGCCGAAUUCCGAGGGAAAUUGGUGAACUUUCCUCUCUCAAUCAUCUUGACCUCGUUUAUAACAAUCUAACAGGUGAAAUCCCUUCAUCUUUAGGCAACCUCACCAAUCUUGAGUACCUUUUUCUGUAUUUCAAUAAACUCAGUGGGAAAAUACCAAAUUCUAUUUUCAAUCUCAAGAAAUUAGUGUCACUUGAUCUGAGUGAUAAUUCCCUGUAUGGAGAAAUUCCGGAAUUGCUGAUAAACCUCCAGAAUUUGGAAAUUCUCCAGCUGUUCUCCAAUAAUUUCUCAGGAAAAAUCCCUUCUGCUCUGUCUUCAUUGCCUAAUCUCAGAAUCCUUCAGCUCUGGUCCAACAGUUUAUCAGGCGAAAUACCUCGAGAACUCGGGAAAAACAACAAUCUAACUGUUUUAGACCUUUCGACCAAUAAUCUCACCGGAAAAAUUCCGCAAAAUUUAUGCGCGUCCCGAAAAUUAAUUAAGCUCAUCCUGUUUUCAAAUAGUUUGGAAGGCGAAAUUCCGGCUAGCUUGAGCCUCUGUAAAAGUCUUCAACGAGUCCGAAUCCAGCAAAAUUGGCUAUCCGGUCAAAUCCCACUCGAAUUUACCAAACUGCCACUGGUUUAUUAUCUUGAUUUGUCGAGCAAUCGAAUUUCGGGCCAGAUCAGUAACAGAAAAUGGGAAAUGCCAGGGCUUCAAAUGCUGAGCCUUGCUGCAAACGAGCUUUCCGGCCCUUUGCCAGGCUCGUUUGGCAGUACAAAGCUCGAGACCUUGGAUUUAUCAGGGAAUAAUUUCUCGGGCAGCAUUCCCGAAAAAUUUGUUGAAUUUUCAGAGCUGACGAAUAUUAAAUUGAAUGGGAACCGAUUAUCAGGCAAAAUUCCUCACCAGUUAUCUUAUUGCAAGAAGCUCGUGACUUUAGACCUGAGCAGUAACCGUCUUUUCGGAGAAAUUCCUGCCAGCCUGGCGGAUCUGCCAGUCCUCGGGCAGCUCGAUUUGUCUGAGAACGAGCUGACCGGAAAAAUCCCGGAAAAAUUAGGAAGUAUACAGUCGCUCAGCCAAAUCAAUAUUUCACACAACCACCUGCAGGGAAGCUUGCCCCCUGCAGGGGCAUUUCUGUCAAUUAGCUCCUCUGCUAUUGCCGGGAAUCAUUUGUGUGGUGGCGAAAAAAAUACCAAAUUGCCCCCGUGCAUUGUGGCCAAGACCCGAACCCGAACCCAUUGGUUUGUAAUGACCUUUCUUCUUGCGUCAUUAACGAUAUUCGCAUUCGUCGCGAUCUUCCUAAUUAGGAAAGGGAAUAAAUUGUGCGGACGAAAGGAAUCGAAAAGGGUAGAAAGCCAAGAUGGCACGUGGCAAUUAUUUUGGUUUGUGAAUUCGGGAAUUGCGAAAAUGUUGACGAUAAAUGACAUUUUGUCGUGUGUGAAGGAAGAGAAUCUCGUGGGGAGUGGGAAAACGGGAUUUUUUUCCUAUAAAGGAAAGUCGGUUUUGGGUAAUAAGAUCUUCUUGGCGAAAGAGGUGACUUCAAUUAUUUCGGCUCAUUAUUGGUCGGAUUGGAUUGAGUUAAUGAGCAAGAUUAGUCACCCGAAUGUCGUGAAGAUUUUGGCCAUGUGUCGAUCGGAAAAAAGAGCGUUUUUGGUUUACGAGUAUGUUGAUGGGAAGGAUUUGAGUGAGGUGAUUGGGUGUAUGAACUGGUCACAUAGGAUAAGGGUGGCAGUUGGGGUUGCAAGGGCACUUAAGUACUUGCACUUGGGUUGUUCGCCUGGGAUUUUAUUCGGUGAGGUCUCGCCCACCAAAGUUAUGGUGGACCAGAAAGGCGAAGCUCGGUUGCGAUUGAGUGUUAAUGCUGGUGGCUCGGUGACCAAAUGUUUCGACUCCUCUCCUUAUGUUGCUCCAGAAACUAAAGGCUCGAAAGACUGGACUGAAAAGAGCGAUAUUUACGGAUUCGGGCUUCUCUUAAUCGAGCUCCUGACGGGAAAAUCACCACUCGAUGCUGAGCUGGCCAUCCACGAGAGCAUCGUUGAGUGGGCUCGUUAUUGCUACUCGGACUGCCAUCUCGAGAUGUGGGUCGAUACAAAUAUAAAGAAAGAUGAGGCCCUAAUUAGCAAAUACCAGAAUCAGGUCUUCGAGGCUAUGAACCUUGCCCUACGGUGCAUCGCGGGUGAUCCGGCCGCCCGCCCGUGCGCCCUCGAUUUGGUCAACAGUUUAGAGGCAAUUGCGAGAUCGAGUUCUUGUGUGUCGUUCUUCAGGAUUUAAAGCUUUGUUUUCGCUAGUAUUAUAAAUUUAGUGGAUUUUAUUUUAAUGUCUUUUCCUUUAAUUUUAUUUUUUUCCUUCUACAUUUUUAGACUGGUCAUAAGAUUAAGAUAAGAAAUGGUUGUUGAAUGUUGUACUUGACGUUUGUAAUGUGAUGCUUGCAUAUGCUGCUGAGUGUAUAAUUGUACAUAUAUGGA
Striga asiatica is the source of this 3208-nucleotide messenger RNA. Lineage: Eukaryota; Viridiplantae; Streptophyta; Magnoliopsida; Lamiales; Orobanchaceae. The record is from the annotation of a GenBank genome assembly.